Trachemys scripta elegans is the source of this 3229-nucleotide messenger RNA. RefSeq names its product chemokine-like protein TAFA-5. The record is from RefSeq and is a predicted model, not a curated record. The coding region runs from base 228 to 614 and encodes 128 amino acids. The transcript is spliced from 4 exons. Lineage: Eukaryota; Metazoa; Chordata; Testudines; Emydidae.
UACAGUUUGGUUCAACAGCUCUCAGCACCCCCACUGUACAAAUGGUUCCAGCGCCCCAGCUCCUGCUCCUCCUCUGAAGGGAAUGCAGCUGCUCCCCAGCCAUGCUGGGCUACCCUGUGCCAGGUGGAGACGGCCCUGGUAGUUGGAUUUAGAGGGAACCAGGACUUCCUGCAGCGUGAGAGGGGGGCCCAGCCCUGCCUCCCCGCCCCCCUCCCAGCCCACUCAGGAUGCUGGCCGGCUGGAGAGAGCUCUCUGCAGGGAUUGGUGCCACGCUUUGCUGCCUCCUCUUCUUCUGGCUCUUGUAUUCUCAUCCACCUAAGGAAGGGAAGGAGCUGGAGGUGGGGACGUGUGAGAUUACGGCACUGAACAGAGACCUCAGCCACCCCAGGAGGAUGAUCGCCCGGCAGACAGCACGCUGUGCCUGCAGGAGAGGCCAAGUCGCAGGCACAACGAGGACAAAACCUGCCUGUGUGGAUGCUCAGCUCAUUGCCAGUAAGCAGUGGUGCGGGAUGGAGCCCUGUGAUGAAGGGGAACAGUGCACUUUGUUAAUAAAUCGUUCAGGCUGGAGCUGCACUAGACGACUGGGCCGAAUAAAAACCAUCACAGUCUCCUGACAGCAGCAGCUGAAGGCCUGAGCCUGGUGCCUCCACUCCUGGCUUCCGCAGCAGUAUAAAUACCGCUGCCCUGGGGCAAGGGACCAGCCCCUCUGUCCGCUCCCCGGUCUCCUUGCAGCAGGGCCUGGUAAGACACUGCUCUGCAGCCCAUACGCUGGACACAGAACCGCCUAGGCCGGGAGCCCUGCUCUGUUGCCGGCUGGGAUGAUGUCAAACAGCUGGAAAGACGUGUCGGGUUUAUCCCUAUCCAAUGGAUUUCCGGCGUCCGGAGGGGUUUUAACUGAAAUGCAUCUUUCUGCAAACCUUUGCAUUGUGAACAGAGGGAGCAGCCCCUUGGCACCCAGAGGGUUAAAGAGUGGGCAUAUUUGCUGCGGCUGGCUCACUAGGGAGCAGCCCAGGUGAGACCCAAGGACAGACGGACGCAGACUGAUGUUCAACCACAGCGUAGCUGAGAGUUGGGGAUUUCUGUCCAUCACCUUGAAGCAAACUCUCUCUUAUUGUAUUUCUCCUCCUCUCCCAAUCUGCAGAGACAGAGAGAAUGCAGAGGGGACAGCUCCAGAGAGAAGGUGCUAAGGUCAUCUCAUCUCGACCCCACUGGUUCACCUUCAGCCCUUUCGAGAGUCCCCUGAGGUUGUGGGGCUGUCUGAGCCAAGCCCUCACCCCACACCCAGCAGCACAGGUUCCCCACAGGCUGCUGUGAGUUGUUCCAUAGGGAAACACUGAUUUGAUGAGUUUCUCUUCCCUUUCCAUUUGCAACUUGUCCAUCAGCAGCUCACAAUUUCCCCAGAUUUAUUCAGCAGCUCAGAACAAAUGGCCAAAUUAUUCCUACAAAUAAAUUCUCAGCCUGUCGCCCACUUGCAGUCAAUUCAUCACUGGGUAGGUGUGUGUGGGGGGAAAUCUUUCAAUUGAGUCAUGUUCAUUUGUUUUGAUUGGUCCCAUGGUGGUGUUUUGGGGCCUUGACUGGCCAAGCAUCGCUCUUGGGAUGGGGUUAUAUGUUCCGAAUUGGGGUCCCAUGAGUGCCCUCCAACCUUCACGCUGACGUCCCUGCUACGAAACGUUGGCUAGGAGAUUCCCAAAGGGCGACGGGGGUUCAGUUCUUGUCGGCGGAGGGUAGUCUGGGCAGGUAUUCGCCGUGUGCAUGGGCAGGAGGGAGAGAGAGGGUGGAGUGAGGACGUGCUGAGACUCUGAGCUGUUGGGUUGGAAAGGGUUGUUUGCCUCACACUGGUCUGAUCCCACGGUCGAAGUAAGAGAAAGGUCAGGGGAGCCAGUCAGGUUGCUGGGGAAGCACUCAGGGCUCAAUGUUGCAGCCUUGUCUAGACCAGGAUUUAGGAGGCAUGGGCUAACUUGUGUUCAUGGCCUGGUGCAGACAAGGUAGGGUGCCUAGGGAUAGCUCAGUGGUUUGCACAUUGGCCUGCUAAACUCAGGGUUGUGAGUUCAAUCCUUGAGGGGGCCCACUUAGGGAUCUGGGGCAAAAAUCUGUCUGGGGAUUGGCCCUGCUUUGAGCAGGGGGUGGGACUAGAUGACCUCCUGAGGUCCCUUCCAACCCUGAUAGUCUAUGAUCUAUGUUGCAUGGCUCAUGUUAAAGCCUAGGUUAAGGCACCAGUGUAACACAUAUUAAAAGCACUGUGCCUUGACCACACUAGACUGUUAACACCUUCCAAAUCCUUGCCUGGACAAGGCCCGAUUGCCUACAACCCACUCUGAAGCUAAUGGGAACUGAAGUUGCUUGGCACCUCUCAGGAUCAGGCCUUUUCUGCUCUCUAUAGAGAGUGCUGUACAGUGGUGAGAACUACACAGCUGAAGAAGAGAAGGUCCAUGCCCCGAAGAGCUUAUCCUUAGAGAGGCGCCUGAGCCAAAGCCGUGGGUGCAGACAUCCCCGAGCUGUGGGCAAGUUUGGAUCUCAGGCCUUGCAUGUCCUCCUCCAAGGUACCAACAGGUACAGAGCCAUCAACACACAUGAAAUGCAUCUGGACUCUAGUGCAGCCAGGCCUUACAGAACAGGCGGGUCUGCAUGGGAGGAAGGAGGCCUAUAGGAAAGGUCCCUUGUAAUUCAAGGGGACGGCAUGGCAGAAGGCAGAGAGCAGGCCAAGGGGAGACUGAGCAAGACCAACGUGGAUCAAAGUUUGCAGGAGUCCUUGAGGCAGACUUAAACUAGGAGAGGCUUGAUCCCUGCUACCGGGGUGUCUCUGAAUGCUAGACAGUGGCGGGCAGCAUUGUCCAAGAAGGGGGUCUCACUCUGUGCCCCCAAUACUAAGAGCCAACAGGUAGCUGGCUAGUGAUUUACAGCAUUUUCCUAUCCUGGGUCCCAGAGUGGCUUUGUAGUUGGGGAUUGCAGGAUGGGCCAUGGGUUGGGUUCCACUUUUCAUUCCCUGCAGCCCAGGGGUGACCUGGCCCAGUCCUCUCUCACGUGGCAUAAAGAGCUGGCUCCAGGGAGAAGAUCCCUAGCAAGCCCCACUCCAUCAUCUUGUAAAUAUUAACAGGGGUCCUUCUCCUCCCCCACCAUCUCGUUAUGAGUGGGACUCUGAUCCACGGAAUUUUUUUCACUGUAAUAAGUUUCCAAAAAACUUGUGAUGUCAACAAUAUAAGGAAAUAAAAUUCUAACUUUAUUAAUCAAA